AAUGUCCUAUUGAGACUUAGGACCUGCUGGGCCACAAGAAGAAAGUCCUGAGGAGACAGUAGAUUGCUGGACAAAUCACACCAAUUUCCCAAUGGAUUUUAUACUGUUGAUCAUUUUAUCUGGGGUUUUCCUCCCAGACAUUAUCAGUCUACAGCCCAUUGUGGAACAGUACCCUGGUGUGACACUUUCAGAUGAAGAACAGUAUUAUGCAGAUGAAGAAAAUAAUACAGAUGGGAAUUCUGUUGCUUUACAUAAAUUGGAAGAGAAUGAAGUGGACACUCCUGCCAAUGAGAAAACUGGCAAUUAUUAUAAAGACAUAAAACAAUAUGUGUUCACCACACCAAAUUUAAAAGGUUCUGAAGUAUCUGUGACUGCUACAACUAACCUGGAAUUUGCUGUGAAGAACUAUAAAGCCAGCAAACCAACUGCCAGUGGAGAAGAAGAAAAACCUACUGAAUCCUCUCGUAAAACCUCAACCCCCAAUGUCCCUGCAUUUUGGACAAUAUUAUCUAAAGCUGUAAAUGAAACAGCAGUGAGCAUGGAUGAUAAAGAUCAAUUUUUUCAACCAAUUCCAGCCUCAGAUUUGGAUAAUAGCAAUGAAGACAAACUGUCAGAGCUCGAGGAAAUCAAGCUCAAGUUAAUGCUGGGAAUCUCACUGAUGACACUUAUUCUCCUAAUUCCCCUCUUGAUAUUCUGCUUUGCCACACUGUACAAACUGAGACACCUACGUGACAAAAGUUAUGAGAGUCAAUACUCCGUCAACCCAGAGCUGGCAACUCUGUCUUACUUCCAUCCAACAGAAGGUGUGUCAGAUACAUCUUUUUCGAAAAGUGCAGAGAGCAACUCUUAUUGGGGCCGCAAUUCUUCAGAGAUGAGGCGAUCGAGGACAAGAAGGUCAAAAUCUAAACCUAUGGAUUUUUCUGCAGGCUCCAAUCAAACUGUCUUAACCGAUGAGUCAAGCUUCCUCCCUCCUGAGGAGACAAGAUUCCUCCUUCCUGAGGAGCCGGGUAAGGAGCUCAUCGUUGAGAGAGGCCAUAUGCAGGCAAUGAAUGAGAUUGAUGCCCAGCUGUUGUUGAACAAGGAAGGAUCACUGAAUAAUUAACUAUAAGUAUUUGGCUAUAAAAACAGAUCUUUGUGUGUCCCAUAAAUGUUCUCAUUUUGAUACUGCACAUUUCAGAGAAAUAUAUCUACAUUUCUACGUCCUAUAUCUACAUUGUCUGACAUCCCAAGGACAUAUUCAAUAAAAACUAUCACAGUU
Mus caroli (Ryukyu mouse) is the source of this 1258-nucleotide messenger RNA. It is a transcript of the gene Eqtn, whose product is annotated as equatorin. Lineage: Eukaryota; Metazoa; Chordata; Mammalia; Rodentia; Muridae. Gene Ontology annotation, cellular component: outer acrosomal membrane; plasma membrane; inner acrosomal membrane. The record is from RefSeq and is a predicted model, not a curated record. Gene Ontology annotation, biological process: endocytosis; fusion of sperm to egg plasma membrane involved in single fertilization; acrosomal vesicle exocytosis.